UUUUUUUUUUUUAUUAUAAAUAUUCUCUCUUUUUUUCUCUCCAUUUUUGUUAGGCUUCGUGAAGAGUCCAUGACGCCAUUGUUUGAUUUUUCUACGCCAGCGUAACAUUUGUGAUGGGUGCAUUAUUAAUAUUUACGUGAUCAACAUUUGGCUACAAUAAUUGGUUACCCUUGUUUGUUUAAUGAUCUUGUGGGAUGAAUAUGAAACUUGUUGAGCUGAAUCAUAGUCGACCAAAGCAAUAAAAAUGCUAAGGAAUUACGUUAUUCUAUGUAAUAAUGUCACACAAGAGUGCUGCUGAGGCAUAUUACUCGUGAAAAUUGUGAAACAAGAUCAUUUUUAGGCAUAACAAAAGACAAAAAGAAGAUCCAAGAAGCUUAGAGAUCUUGUGCCAAAAGAUAAUAUCAAAGCGCUGGAUGUUUUAGCUUGAUUGGGAUUUGAAAAGAAAAGAUGUCGUUUAAGAGAUCGAAAUCAGAAGCUGAAAAAACUUUAUCUCCUGAAGAGCAGCAGACCAUGAUUGGAGAAGUUAGAAAGAUAAUUGGUCCAAUUGCUGACAAGUUCUCUACUCUGUGUUCGGAUGCAUCAGUUCUAAGAUACCUUAGAGCACGAAACUACAAUACUAAGAAGGCUGCAAAGAUGUUGAAAGGAUCCAUAAAAUGGAGGCUGGAGUUCAAGCCAGAGAAGAUCCAAUGGGAUGAUGUUGCUCAAGAAGCUGAGAGAGGAAGGCUAUAUAAAGCUGAUUACAUGGACAAGCAAGGAAGGAUUGUUUUUGUUAUUAGACCUGGUAUUCAGAGUGCAAGCAGCUCAUGUGCCCAAAUCAAGUACCUUAUUUACUGUUUGGAGAAUGCCAUAUGGAAUAUAAGUUCCAAUCAAGAAGAGCAGAUGGUUUGGCUUAUUGAUUUUCAAGGGUGGAGCACAGCAUGCUUAUCGUUGAAGAUCGUCCGAGAUACUGCUCAAAUCCUGCAGGCUCAUUACCCUGAGAGGUUGGGCCUUGCAAUCUUUUACAAUCCACCAAAAGUGUUUGAGUCAUUUUGGACGAUGGUGAAACCAUUUCUAGAACCCAAGACUUACAAAAAGGUGAUAUUUGUUUACCCUGACAACCCAAGGAGCCGCCGCAUGGUGAUGGAGGAACACCUUGACAUGGACAAGCUGGAAUCCUAUUUUGGUGGGAAAAAUACGGUUGGAUUCAACUAUGAAGCCUAUGCUCAGAAAAUGAAAGAAGAUGACAAAAGCAUGUCUGAUGUUUUUGAUUCAUGUUGUUCAUCGUCGCCAGGUUUUUUAAGCUCCGAAUUUCAUGAAUCGGUGUAGUCAGGAACCAAUGAUUCUGAGGAUGAAGCAUCUAAUGAUGGAGUAGUUUUUUCCAACUUGGAGAAAGAUGAUGAUAGUAGUCCAUAUCAGAAGAUGCCUUGCUCCCAACAUGAAUCAAAAAAGACAUGAAGAGCUGAAUUAGAAGAGAACUAGGCACUUGGCAGGAUUAACUAUAUUAUAUUACUCAUUCAAAUUUUACACAAACACUGAACUUAACCAGUUUGUACUAUUGGUUUGAAUUUUGAAAGUGACAUCUGAAUCAUUACUCUCAA
Messenger RNA from Glycine soja, 1577 nucleotides. Its product is annotated as phosphatidylinositol transfer protein 3-like. Lineage: Eukaryota; Viridiplantae; Streptophyta; Magnoliopsida; Fabales; Fabaceae. Gene Ontology annotation, molecular function: phosphatidylinositol transfer activity. The record is from RefSeq and is a predicted model, not a curated record. The coding region runs from base 448 to 1305 and encodes 285 amino acids. The transcript has 7 exons.